AUGGAGGAGAUUGCUCUGUGCGGAGCUUCCGAAGUGGCAAAGUGCCUGGUGGCUCCGAUCGGUCGGCACUGCGGCUACGUAAUGUCCUCCGACCGCUACGUUCGCCAACUUAAUGAUGAAGUCAAGAACCUGGGUGACACGAGGGAUGAGGUGCAGCAUUCCAUCGAUGAAGCUCGAAACAACAUGAAGCCGAUCAAACCCAGGGUCGAGAGAUGGGUGAACGACGUGGAGACCGUCGCUAAUGAGGCGCGUGACGUGCUGGAUUACGACGGAAGAGCUAAGAAAACUUGCUUCUAUGGGUGGCUUCCCAACCCAAAGGCGCGAUAUCAUCUCGGCAAAAAGGCGAGCAGGACGGUCAAGGACAUCCAGGCACUCAUGGCAGGGGGUCAAUUCGAGAAGGUUGACUUCGAGAAUCCUCCGCCAGGGCUUGUUGGCGCUGCUCUCGACGUGAAUUCGUUGGCCGGUGAUGGGGGCGACUUUAUCACCGAUUCGCGAGCUUCCAUCUUUCAGGGCAUAAUGAAAGCUCUGAAUGAUGAGAAGGUGAAAGUGGUUGGGGUCUACGGGCCUGGCGGCGUGGGGAAGACUACUCUAUUGGAGAUAGUCGAGGAGAAACUCAAUAAAGAGGGGACACCGUUCCACAUGAUCGUCAAAUCGAAAGUCUCGCAGACUCCAGACUUGACGAAAAUCCAAUUCGAUAUAGCUUACGCCUUGGGCCUAAAAGAUCUGAAGGAUGAGCCGAGUGAAGAGGGAAGGAGAGAUCUUCUGUUCAAGAGAUUACAGAUGGAUCCGAGUGAGAAGGUUCUCAUAAUAUUGGACGAUAUGUGGGGAGCACUUGAUUUGAAGAUGGUUGGAAUUCCUCUGGGAGAUGAGAGCAGGAACUGCAAAUUGUUGCUUACUUCGAGAGAUAAAAGUGUGCUGGAGCAAAAGCUGCAUGCCGAACAAACAUUUCGUCUUGAAGGUUUAAGCGACGAAGAAGCUUGCAUGCUAUUUGCAAAGAUAGUCCGCGACAAGCUCAAAGACAAUGAGGAAUUGAUACUAAAGGCGGUUCAAGUGGUAAUGAAGCUUGCAGGUUUGCCUCUUUUGAUUACCUCCGUUGCAAGUACCUUAAGAUGUAGCGAUGUGUCCACAUGGGAGAACAUGAUAAUAAAAAUAGAAGACCCAAAUAUUGAGAGAAUAGUGAAGUGGAGUUACGACCAUUUGGAGAGUGAGGACGCCAAAUGCUUAUUCUUGCUUUGCGGUCUAAUUGGUGGGACCAUUCAAGUCGAAUGUCUACUGGGAAUAGGCAUGGGUUUGGGCUUGUUUGAGGGAUUCAACAACACAGUACAAGAUUCAAGGAAUAGAUUGAAUAAGCUGCUCGAUAAACUCCGUUCCACUUGUCUGUUGCUGGAUGGUGGUGACGACAAGGAAAAUGUGACCAUACAUGAUCUUUACAGCGAGGUGGUCGUCUCAACUACAUUUAGUGGUCAGCAUUCCUUAAUGAUGAACAGCAAUUAUGGCUCAUGGCCCAAGGAAAACCUUGAGAAAUGUUGGGCAAUUCGCCAAGUUGAUGUUGGCAGAGAUAAGCUUGCUGUAUUAAUGCGGUGUGUGUUUCCUGAAUUGAAGAUACUCAUGUUGUCUCAACCGGAAAAUUGGAAGGGGAGACCUGCACACCGACAUGAUCAGGAAGAUUGCUGUAGACUAGAUUUCACAUACAUGAAGGAGCUCCGAGUCCUAUAUCUCCGCACCAUGCAUAUCACCACUUUACCUUCCUCUAUGGAAAUCCUCGGGAACCUGUGCUCGUUAUAUUUAGACCAUUGCAAGGUGGGAGAUGUGGCAAAUCUUGGCAAGCUCAAAGCAUUGCAGAUUCUUAGCUUUGUAGGAUCUAAAAUUUCUAGGCUGCCUAAAGAUAUCGGGGAGUUGACGAAUCUGAGAUCGUUGAAUCUAAGUGACUGCUACUCGCUUAAGAUAAUCGAGCCUGGAGCUCUAAAAGGCUUAAUCAACUUGGAAGAGUUACUUAUGAAGGGAAGCUUUGAUCGAUGGAUGGGCAGGGAUGAAAUAUCAUCGAAAUUGUGUAAUGCUGGGCUUGCCGAGUUGAAGAGCUUGAGAAAGAUAGCAUCUCUAGAAAUAUCGAUCCGUGAUCCCACCAUACUCUUGGAGGAUGAUGACCUGCCAUUUGGGAACCUAAGCAAAUUUUGGAUCGAGAUAGGAAUUGUUUGUAUCACCUUUGAUCCAAAAGGAAAUGUUGAUGGGAGAGAAUUUGAAGGUUCGAGAACUAUGAAGCUCAAUUUGGAAGGGUGCGAUAGUAUUCUUUCAGGAAAAUGGAUUCAGCAAAUUCUACAGAAGACUCAAUACUUAUAUUUAUGCAAGUUGAGUGGGUUCAAAAAGAGCACGCACGAGUUGUGCACCCAAGGAUUCCGAGAAGGGAAGUACCUCAAAAUUAAAGACAGCCCCUCAAUCAAGUACAUUGCCAAUUCAUUUCAUGGCCUCCCUCUCACUGCUUUUAGGAAGUUAGAGUCAUUGUUCCUUGAAAAUCUUAUUGAUUUGGAGAAGAUAUGCCAUGGCCCCAUCGAACCAGAGUGUUUCAGCAAAUUGAAAGUCGUGAGUGUCAAACAUUGCGAUCGAUUGAAAUACUUGUGGUAUCUUUCAGAUAUACGAAGACUCGUACAGCUGGAAGAGAUCGAAGUGUGUAAAUGUAACUCAUUGCAAUCCAUUGUCACACAUGAUGCGGGAGAAGAUAUUGUUUCUACCAAUAACAAUGUUGACUUGCCUAAUGUACACCGUCUGAUAUUGCGAGAGUUACCAAAUAUGACAAGCUUUUGCAGCAAAGCUGAAAGGACAUUAGAGGAUAGUCCAAUCCAGGUUUCAUUGCCUCGCUUGGAAUCCCUAGUAAUGGUUGGACUCCUUGGCCUAGAAAAGAUACUCUACGGUGAACCCUCAAUAAAAUACAAUGGUCUGAAAUCGCUAAAGAUAGAAGAAUCUAAAUCCACGUUGAGUAUUCCGAAAGAUUGGAUACUAAAGCUGCCAAAUUUGGAGUCAAUGGAAAUUGCGGGCUCUCCAUCAUUAGAAGUAGUUUUCGACUUGGAGGAACUAAAAGUCAUUGGAGAAGUUGAGAUUCUCUCUUGGCUAAGUACAUUGGAGUUAUCUAAGCUGCCAAACUUGCGGUGCGUGUGGAAACAAGAUGUACGAUUGCAAGGAAUAUCGAUAUUUCGGAACUUGAAGAAGCUCUCUAUCAACGAUACGGGGCUAUCAUUUCUCUUUCCGGUGUCUAUGACUAAAUAUCUUAGAGAAAUUAGAGACAUUGAAGUGGAGGAUUGUCCAAAUAUGAAGGUAGUGAUUGUGGAUGAAGAAGGAAGAGAUGAAGAGAUGGAUGAUAUUUUAGAGUUCCCAUUAUUGGAACGACUAUCUAUAAGCCGCUGUCCCACGGAGAAAUUCUUCUCAUAUUCUCACGGAAAAAAAGAGUUAAUAACCACCACUUCAGAUUCACAUGAUACUUAUUUUGAUUUCUUCAUUGAUCAAAAGAUAAGUUUACCAAGCUUGGAGAAGUUAAAACUCUACUCGGUAGGAUCCUUCAACAAAUUAGCCAACUUCACCCUGAAACAAGAUGUACAAUUAGAAGGAAUAUCAAUAUUUCAGAACUUAGAGAAGCUCUAUGUCUAUGAUAUGGGGCUAUCAUUUCUCUUUUCGGUGUCUGUGGCUAAAUGUCUUAGAGAAAUUAGAGACAUUACAGUGAAGGACUGUCCAAAUAUGAAGGCGGUAAUUGUGGAUGAAGAAGGAAGAGAUGAAGGGACAGUUGAUAUUAUAGAGUUCCCACUAUUGAAUCGACUGACUAUAAGCUGCUGUCCCAUAGAGAAAUUCUUCUCAUAUCCUCAUGGAAAAAAAGAGUCAAUAACCACUACUUCAAAUUCACAAGAUACUUAUUCUAAUUCCUUCUUUGAUCAAAAGGUUAGUUUACCAAGCUUGGAGCAUGUAGACCUUUGCUCCGUAGGAUCCUUCAAAAGGAUAUGGCACGAUGAACUUCCCAAAAGUUCUUUCUGCGAAUUAGGCACCCUCACCCUUGAAAAUUGUUUUGGGCUACUCAUCGUCUUCCCUUCGACAAUCAUAGGAAGAUUGCACAACCUGAAAGAAGUAAAAGUUUCAAACUUGAAAUGCUUGGAAUCAUUAUUUGACUGUGGAUCCCUUGGUUCAAAUAUGGAAAGAGAACUUGUGUCGCUCCCCAAAUUGGAGAGAGUAGAGGUGAGAGGAGCAAGAAGGCUCAAACACAUGGUGAAGAGCGACUCUCACAUGGUUUUGGGUUUUCCUAGUCUAACAAAAGUCGAGGUUAAAAAUUGUUCCGAGCUAACAUAUCUUUUCCCCAAUUAUACGGCCACAACUUUAGGGAAACUUGAGGGCUUGCAGAUUAGUGAAUGCGAACGUAUGAAGGAAGUGGUUCCCAAGGAAGAAGGGGAUCAAUCAAAGUCGGAAGUGAUUAGUUUCCCUUGCUUAAGUGACUUAUCACUUCAGAAGCUUGAUAACCUAAUUUGUUUCAGCUCAGGAUGUUGUUCGUAUGAUUUUGCCUCCUUAAGAAGUCUAAGAAUUUGGGAGUGCCGUAACUUUGGAGCAUUCAUCCCAAGUACUACAAGUGUCGAGAGGCCAUUAAGCAAGAUGGCAGGAGAGGAUGAUGAGUUGCCACAAACCUUGUUCAAUGAGAUGGUUACAUUUCCCAAUGUAAGAAGUCUAGAAAUUAAAGGCCCUCAGUGCAAAGAUCUAUGGAACAAUCAAAUUCCCACCGAUUCCUUUUGGAAAUUGAAAUAUCUUGAUUUGGAGUGCUGUGACAAUCUCCAACGUAUUGCCCCAUCCCAUAUGUGGAAGAGGCUACAGUGUUGUCUUGAGAAUCUAAAAGUGAUUUCAUGCUCUUCGAUCGAGAUAAUAUACGAAGGUGGUGGGAUGGAUAUAGAGGAUGGUGAAUUGAGAUGGCUGGUUUUGUGUGAUCUCAAGAACUUGAGGCACAUUUGGCAAUCCGAUGGUCUCCCAAACGUCCCAUUCCCAAACUUAAGAGACAUAGAGAUUGUGAGGUGCCCCCAUUUGGAAAUGGUUUUCACUACCUUCACGGUGAAAUUUCUCGGACAAAUCGAAGAGCUAAUGGUGGAGUCAUGUGAAGAUAUGAAACAAAUUGCUGGCCAUGAAAAAGCAGAAGAAGCAACUGGCACGACAAUCACCUUCUCCGAGCUAACUGUUCUUGGACUUCUCGAGUUGCCGAAAUUCAAGAGCUUCUUACUUGAGAGAUACUCUUUGAAAUUCCCGUGCCCUGAGAACUGCCCAUCCUUGCGAGACUUGAGUAUAGUAAGUUGUGGAACAAAGCCAGACCAAGCCCUUGGUGACUAG
This is a messenger RNA of Eucalyptus grandis, 5340 nucleotides long. RefSeq lists its product as uncharacterized. The transcript is spliced from 5 exons. The record is from RefSeq and is a predicted model, not a curated record. Bases 1 to 5340 code for a protein of 1779 amino acids. NCBI's taxonomy places the organism in Eukaryota, Viridiplantae, Streptophyta, Magnoliopsida, Myrtales, Myrtaceae. Gene Ontology annotation, molecular function: ATP hydrolysis activity; ADP binding.